UGGAGGAGCGUUCGAACAUAUAAAAACGAUGCCCCAGGAUCGGGAUAUUCAGUGUCUUAAUUGUAUGAAGUGCAACGGGUACUUAUAUUACAUCAAGCUAAAUUACAUACAGUACAUUGGAAAAUAAUAAGAAAGAGGGAACUGGUCAUCUCAUAUUCUCAUGCAGGUCAGAAUGAAUCUUUUGAUAAUCAUUGGAGUGUUGGUGGUAGUAGACGCGAGAAGGUACAGCUCUAAGCACGACAACAUCGACAUUGACCGCCUGGUCCGGAGCCCACUGUACAUGGAGGAGUCAGCCGCUUGCUAUUUGGAUCGGCGCCCCUGUAGCAAGAUGACAGCUACUUUAAAAAGAGCAAUACCAGAGAUAGUAAAUUUGGCCUGUGGGAAAUGUACUCCAGCGCAGAAAUACAUCUUACGAAGAUACUUGGAAGAGCUGAAGAAACAGCGCCCGGAGGACUAUGCCGCAUUCAGACAUAAAUAUGACCCUGAUAAUGUGUAUUUUGUUGAUUUGGAAGCAGCCAUCUCUGUUAAUAAAACCGAUAUAUAGUGAACUACCUCUGGAUGCAACAAACCAAGA
This is a messenger RNA of Plodia interpunctella (Indianmeal moth), 574 nucleotides long. Its product is annotated as ejaculatory bulb-specific protein 3. The coding region runs from base 161 to 544 and encodes 127 amino acids. The record is from RefSeq and is a predicted model, not a curated record. The transcript is spliced from 3 exons. NCBI's taxonomy places the organism in Eukaryota, Metazoa, Arthropoda, Insecta, Lepidoptera, Pyralidae.